GAGAUGUUAACAGCUGGUAGACACUCCUUUUCUCUUUAGGCGCUGCUCCGUUUCAUCCACACACUCAGGGAGAAUAACAGCCUGACGUCUGCCCGAUGGCUGAGAUAAAUACAACAGCAAAUCAGUCUCUAGAUGCCUUCAACACCUCAUGGGAAGGAGAGGCUUCAAGGGGGAUCGAAAUUACAGUCACCUCACUCAUAUUUCUGGUGGGCGUGCCUCUAAAUGGACUGGUUGUUUGGGCACUUGGACUGCGGCAGCGGCGUCACCUGGUCCGCAGAGGCAGUAACGAGGAAACGCACGCUGCCAACAGUUUCAGAAUAUACGUACUGAACCUGGCCCUGGCCGACCUGAUCCUGCUCCUGCGCACCCCUCUCAUGCUUGGCUACCUGAUCAACAUGUACAGCUGGCCAUUUGGAGAAUCUUUCUGUCGCCUGAUCAUGUUCCUGCGCGUUCUGGGGCUUUAUGCUUCGUCCUUCCUGCUGUGUGCUGUGGCCCUGGAGCGCUGCUUGUGUCUGCUGAGGCCGGUGUGGGCUCGACUUCGGCGACCCUACUGGGCCGUUCCCCUGACCUGUGGCAUUUUAUGGCUGAUGGCCUUCAUCCUGUCUGCCCCUUACAUCCACUUUGCCGUUCUGUUAGAAAAGAACGGGAAAUACCACUGCAUCGACAGCGGGGAGUUUAACUUGGGUUUGUUCAUUACAGAAACAAUAGCAGGUUUCAUGUUGCCCCUUGUGGUGUUCCUGGGAAGUAACCUGGCUGUUCUGGUCACCAUCAAUAGAACCAUGCCUCCAACACCCACAUCCUCAUCACCAAAGAUGACGCAGAGGAUGAAAAGGAUGUACCAUGUGCUCUUUGCCACCAUGCUCCUCUUCCUAACCUGCUGGGUGCCCUACUUUGUUUGUCGGUUUCUGCAGACCCUCACACCUAAAGAGUCUCCUCGCUAUGAGUCGUACAUAAAAGCAAAGUACAUCUCUUUGUUUCUGGUGUACCUCAAGAGCGCCACCAAUCCUGUGCUGUAUGUGUUUGCUGCCAGAGGCCUGGGCCGCGCCGUAAAAGCUUCGCUUGUCUCUACCGUCGAACGACUUUUUAAUGAAGACUCCUUUGAGUCCGUACGAAGAAAGUCACUCAAGAACUCGCAGAUCUAGCCAAGAGGUCACCCAUGUUUCAAUUUUGCUGAAAGUUUUUUUUGUAAAUUUUGUGAAAACUGUCGUCCCGUUUUGCUAAAAAAAAGCACUUUACGUCAAAUAUUUUAUGAAUGUGAGAUUUUUUUACAAUGUAUAUAAAAAGUAUGUUAAAACAGGUUUUCCUAAACCAGAUAAUAAAGUUUUAUUUUUGUUUAUCUUUAAGUCGAAUUUACUCACAAAGGAAGCGGGGGGAGGGGGAUAUCAAAUGUUUUCUGCAAUGAUUGUAAAAAAAAAAUCUGCAUGUUUUUCCCAUCUAAAUCUGAACAAAUGUGUGCUUUAAACUUGUUCUUUACUCAUAUUUUUAAUACAUUUUCAGUGGUCUCUAGUAGGAACGAAAGCCUGUUGCACCUGAUUCAGGAACUAGAAGUGAGCCAGAUCAGAGCUGAGCCGCACAAGAAAGGAUUUGGAGACUUUUUCCUGAUAUUUGGACAUCUCACCUCUGAUUGGCUAACAGCAAUGUGACUCUACCACUGACUCUGCUCUGCAACAUGGAUGUUUUAUCUCCACAAAUAACACAAGCCUGGAGUUCUGCUGUGUGGUGGGGUUACUAAUGCUAACGUUUAGCUUCUACUAGCAGAGGCGUUCUGCUGUUUCCUGGACGCUAAAACAACAACAGCCUUCCCCGUCAAGAUGGGUGAGUCCAUGAAUGUUAAGUGACAGUGUGACGUAGGUCUGACAGCCUUCGCUGUCUUCUUUCUAUCAGAAGCUAACGCAGGAGACUAUUUUCAUGUUCAGGCUGCAUGAAAAACUCAGAGUGACUGAUUUUAAUCAGAAAUAAUUAAAACAUGUUUAUUCAGUGAA
Nothobranchius furzeri (turquoise killifish) is the source of this 1982-nucleotide messenger RNA. Its product is annotated as C3a anaphylatoxin chemotactic receptor. The record is from RefSeq and is a predicted model, not a curated record. Gene Ontology annotation, molecular function: complement component C5a receptor activity; G protein-coupled receptor activity. Gene Ontology annotation, biological process: phospholipase C-activating G protein-coupled receptor signaling pathway; inflammatory response; complement receptor mediated signaling pathway. Lineage: Eukaryota; Metazoa; Chordata; Actinopteri; Cyprinodontiformes; Nothobranchiidae. Gene Ontology annotation, cellular component: plasma membrane.